Molecule: messenger RNA, 507 nt
Organism: Eruca vesicaria subsp. sativa (arugula)
Lineage: Eukaryota; Viridiplantae; Streptophyta; Magnoliopsida; Brassicales; Brassicaceae
Source: the annotation of a GenBank genome assembly
AUGGCUCUGUCUAAUACAUUGAUUAUAGACGAACUUCUUUAUCUGAAAGCUCAGUUUGCACUUUUAGCACCUAACAAGAACGGUCUCAUCACUUUGGAUAACAUCAGAUUGGCACUUGCUUCAAAUGCGACAGAGGCAGUGAAGGAGUCACGGAUACCAGCUUUCUUGCAUUGGUAUUGUCCUGUAAAUGGACUAGAAUACCAAGGGAUGGAUUUUGAAGAGUUUUGUGCAGCUUCCAUCAGUGUUCAUCAGCAUGAGUCACUUGAUUGUUGGGAGCAGAGUAUGAAUGGAAACAGAGUUAUCAUCAUCGAAGAACUCGCUUUGCUAAGUGUUAAAGGGAGGUCAUACAUGAUUUUUUCUGUAGGAACUUGGUUUGGAUCAUCGAUCCCAGUCCAUACCAUUCUACAUGGCUGGAUUAGACACACUGAUGGGAAGCUAAGCUUCUUGGGUUUUGUCAAACUGUUGCACGGUGUCUCUACUCGACAGUCUUUAGCUAAAACACGGUGA